UCUUUUUCUUUUUUCCGCCCCUUGCUUAUGGAGUACAGUCGAGCAAAUUAGAUUGUGAACCAUGACUUCACUGGGUACUUUGGAAACAGCCUCUUGCUGCAGUUAUAGUUUUAGUUGUUUAUUAUCCCCCCAUCGUUGUAAAGCUUGCAUUUUUAGGAAUCUUGUUGUUAGACCUUGAUGGGUCCCUUUACACUGCCCAUCAUUGCUGAAGCCUCUUCCAUAUCAUCAACAGAUGCUUGUAUCAAGAGGAAACAGAAACCAUUGCUGAGAAAAUCUUUUGCAUCAACUAGCAUGGGAGAGCAAAAUCCUUUUGAUUUUUGCCGCACCUUAUUUGAGGGCUUAGUUGCUGGAGGUACAGCUGGAGUUGUUGUUGAAACAGCUUUAUACCCUAUUGAUACUAUAAAGACACGCUUGCAGGCUGCCCGUGGAGGAGAAAAAUUAGUGUUUGGACGCCUUUAUUCUGGAUUGGCAGGAAAUCUUGCUGGUGUCUUACCGGCAUCUGCUCUGUUUGUUGGAGUCUAUGAACCUGUAAAGCAGACACUGUCGAGGAUAUUUCCAGAAAAUCUGAGUGCUUUUGCUCAUUUUACUGCAGGUGCCAUUGGGGGCAUUGCAGCUUCCCUGAUUCGUGUUCCAACAGAGGUUGUUAAACAACGCAUCCAAACUGGGCAAUUCACUUCGCCUGUUCUUGCUGUUCGCUAUAUUUCUUCUGUCGAGGGCAUCAAAGGACUUUAUGCGGGAUAUGGGUCUUUUCUACUGCGGGAUUUGCCCUUUGAUGCUAUUCAGUUUUGCAUUUAUGAACAGCUUCGUAUAGGUUAUAUGUUGGCGGCACGAAGAAAUCUGAAUGAUCCGGAGAAUGCCAUCGUUGGUGCUUUCGCUGGUGCACUGACUGGCGCUAUAACUACUCCCCUUGACGUCAUUAAGACGAGGUUAAUGGUUCAGGGAACUGCAAACCAAUACAAAGGAAUCAUGGAUUGUGUUCAAACUGUCAUCAAGGAAGAGGGACCUCAAGCUUUAUUUAAGGGCAUUGGGCCAAGAGUGCUAUGGAUAGGGAUAGGUGGCUCAAUCUUCUUCGGCGUUUUGGAGGGCACCAAGCGUUCUCUAGCAGAGAGGCGUCCUAAUCCUCCUCCCCCCAGCUCUAACUCAAAGCUGCAGUGACCCAAAAAUGUGUGAUCUUGUUAUAUCAAACAUGUUUCUUGACGGGCUAUUACAUCAUCACACGAAAUAAAAAUUACGCUGAAUCUGAAACGAAUCAUAUUGCAUUGGUUAAUAGCUUAUAAAUAUUAUAAUUUAGCAUCUA
This is a messenger RNA of Neltuma alba, 1297 nucleotides long. RefSeq names its product S-adenosylmethionine carrier 1, chloroplastic/mitochondrial. NCBI's taxonomy places the organism in Eukaryota, Viridiplantae, Streptophyta, Magnoliopsida, Fabales, Fabaceae. The record is from RefSeq and is a predicted model, not a curated record. Gene Ontology annotation, biological process: transmembrane transport. The coding region runs from base 178 to 1155 and encodes 325 amino acids. The transcript has 13 exons.